Molecule: messenger RNA, 1860 nt
Organism: Spinacia oleracea (spinach)
Lineage: Eukaryota; Viridiplantae; Streptophyta; Magnoliopsida; Caryophyllales; Amaranthaceae
Exons: 4
Coding region: 1-1860 (619 amino acids)
Source: RefSeq, a predicted model, not a curated record
AUGGCAAAAACUAGGCCGACCGUGGUUAAGGAUAGGGAAGAUGUUGGGGUUAGUCGGGCCAAGUCACUCAACCCGAUCUACUCUACUGUUGAGGAUCCAGCGGCUUUUAUAACUCUCGCCGGUCUUCCGCCGUCGGCUGAAGUGAGGAUUCCUGGUCAAGAGGAUGAGGCCAAGGAUUGCCCGGAGGGUUAUGUGGUCAUGUAUGAGUACCCUUUUAUUCUGGGGUUUUUGUUUCCUUUUACACCCUUGGCUAGAUCUUUUGUUGAGGUGUUCAAUUUAAGCCCUGGCCAAUUGAUGCCCCAGAUCUGGCGUAUUUUUACUGUAGUGCAUAGGGUUACUUCGGGUUGGCGAACACCGUUUGACUUGGCUGAUCUGAUGCAUGUUUAUGAUUUAUCCUUGAAGGAGUGUUGUCGGUAUACUUUGGUGACGAAGAAAAAGAAGAAGAAUUUGUGUGUCGGGUUAGCUGUAAAUGAUAGGGGUUGGCAAAGUCGUUUUGUUUAUGUGAAUAAGGCGUCUCUGGGAGAAGUAGGAAACUUCUUAGUGGAAGGGUGGACGACGGAAGUUGUUGAUACGUCGUUAGCUGGUUUGAACUCUGACUCUCACGAUAAGUGUUUGAGGUUUCUGGGUUGUUCUGUCGUGGAGAGAUCGUUCAGCCGUGACGGAGGUCGUUUGGGAAGUCAAGAGGGGAGUCAAGUUGGUGACGUUGACGAGGAGGAGGCUGAAGACGAGACGAUUUGCUUAGUUCGUCGUCGACGGAGGUUGGACUUACUCGAGGAAGUCGUUGCGAAUUCGUCGUCUGCAUCAGAGGAAGAGUUUGAGAUGGCUAACACAUCAGAGAAUACGCUGUCGUCUAAGCCAGUGUCGAGGAUGUCACAGAGCGAGAUGAUGGAACGAGCUAGGAAGCGGUUGAGGUCGAACAGUAACGCUGGUGGGCAGGGUGGUCAGGCGAUGCCUCUCGUGCCUCGUUAUUCUAAGAUAGGUGCGUCGCCUGAGACGCCCGUUGUUAUAGGGGGUGAAGGUUUUCAUCCUCUAUCGUCGUCGUCGCCGCCGAGGCCGUUUCAGGUGUCGUCGACUGCUGUUGCUGCGACUAGGCCCCCUGCUGCGUCGGCCAAGAAGCGUCCUGCUGACAAAAGCUCCGUCGAGGAUACUGUUGUCACUCUGCCCCCGAACUUCUUGGGCGACGGUGAAGAUGCCGUUGUUUGGCCGCAUGCAGACCGAUUGAUAUUGAAGGAAAUAAUCGCGUCGUGUGUCGCUUUCGUGACAUGUUUUUCUUUACAGGCGUCACAGGCUGCUUUGGCCGUGCGUAGGCAGUGCUCCUUGUUGUGCGACGAGCUUAUCUCCUCGAAGAACCAAGUGGCUAUGGCGAAGAAGGCGGCGACUUCUUGGGAAGGUAAGUGGAUGGCUUCUGAGAAGAAGUUGGUCGAUCUUGCUGCGGCGGUUAAGUCGAAAGACGAACAAUUAAAGGGCAAGGACGACCAGAUUGCUGACGCGUCGAAGGAGUUGGAAAGGGUAAAGGGGGAGUUGGCGUCGACCGUGGAAGAAAUGCAAGGGUUAAGGAUUUUAUACGACGCUUUGCAGGAGGAGUUUAAGGAUUGCGAGGCUUUGGCUGUGUGGAGGACGAGGGCGCAGAUGAUGUUCUCGUGUUUGAAGGGGGAGGUUAGCCUCUGGCCAUGCCAAAAAGAGGUGGAUGACUACCUUGCUAAUGGUGGCACCCUUGAAGAGUUGUCGGUGCCGGUGGUGGACGCGGAUGAGUUGGCGAUGGAAGCCGACACUGCUGGUACUAACGGAGCUGAUGCCGAUGUCGCCCCUCUGGUCGAAGACGUUUCUUCCGUUGAUCGAGAGGGUGAAGCGUCCAUGUAG